Messenger RNA from Lindgomyces ingoldianus, 900 nucleotides. RefSeq lists its product as uncharacterized. Gene Ontology annotation, biological process: mitotic cell cycle. The transcript has 2 exons. The record is from RefSeq and is a predicted model, not a curated record. NCBI's taxonomy places the organism in Eukaryota, Fungi, Ascomycota, Dothideomycetes, Pleosporales, Lindgomycetaceae. The coding region runs from base 123 to 869 and encodes 248 amino acids. Gene Ontology annotation, cellular component: DASH complex; mitotic spindle.
GCCGUUUCACCACCACUAUCAAACACGUCAAACACAUCCUACCCCUCCAGAGGUCAAUCAAUGCGAUCUGGGUGGUCAAUUCACCCGCCACUAUUAUUGACUAGCAAUUCAUCCAUUGCAAUAUGGACUCGCAGAGCAUGGACGCCCUCAACCUCUCAGACUCCGACUCCGACGCGUUGUUUGACACCCCCGCCGCGCGAAAAGCGAACAGCAAGCCGCCAGAUGAGGAUGGAGACAUGGCAGAAGGCGCUACCUCCGCGAAGACGCGUACAAAAGAGUCACACUACACCACAGAGGAAGCAAGAGAGGUAGCACUGCGAAAAGAGCUGGAAAACGUGCGAAACGUCAACAAGGUGAUUGAGGGGGUCGUAGAAAGCUUACAGAAGGCAAACAACAAUAUGGAUACGGUCUCCCGAACGGUACAUAAUGCGUCGACACUACUCCACACAUGGACGCGCAUUCUGUCACAAACCGAGCAUAAUCAGCGACUUAUCCUAAACCCUCAGUGGCAGGGCGCCACCCAAGACCUCGUUGAUAUUCAGAAUGAGGAGAUACAGCGACAACAGGCGGCUGAGCGCCGGGAAGCCGAGGAACAGGCUAGACGAGACGCCGCAGUAAGAAGAGCCGAUGAAGAACGCCGGAGAGCAGAAGCUACACCGAAAGCAGGCUCACGGGGGAGGGGUAGAGGCAGUGCCCGGCCACGUGGAGGAUCAACAUCGUCAGGAUAUGGAGGCGGAUCAGCGUCGUCAGGAUACGUUGGUGUUGGUGGGCAGGGCGGUCGAGGACUCAAUCGGAGUGGGUCGACGAGCAGCCGGGGGGGCACCGGUAUCGGACGUGGAUUGCGAGGAAGGGGAAGAGGACUGGGUUGAAUAAGUUAGCUGGUGCGUUCCACCUUCAAAU